AAAAAGGUUUGAUAGUAUUUAACGACUUACGCGAGCCAGUUAACUUUUCCCAGGGAGACGUCAACAAAGUUUCUGAGUGAGAUAACAUGGAAGACAACAACAACCAAGUGACAAGAAAGUGCCAUCAGAAAGGGAAUAAUGGAUUCAGAACGGACCGUGUGGUUGUGCGUAAAUUCGAAAGCGCUGACUAUCCGGACGUCGAGCGCAUAUUCAUUGACGGGCUGAUGGAGAUGGUUCCGGAUACCGCGUUUAGAGGGUUAAAACAUCACCCUGAGAGCCUGCUCCUGUACGCCGCUAUGACAAUUGUUUGUUUUAUUGCGACCAAGUCGUUCUUGCUGACUUGUUUGGUGCCUCUCGCUGUCCUGUGCGCGCGCUGCUACUACAGCAGGAGAGUUGCCCUUGGUUACCUGGAGCGCGCCAAACUCACGGAUAUGGGCGACAUCGAGGGACAUUACAUGAAAACUCCAGACUCCUGUCUGUGGGUUGCAGUGCUGGAGGGCAGUGUGGUGGGUGUAGUGGCGGCCCGUGCCCUGUGGGGGGAAGCUGGCACUGUGGAGCUGCAUCGCAUGUCGGUGGACCGGCGCUGUCGGCAACGUGGGGUUGGCGUUGCCCUCGGGCGGAAGGUUCUACAAUAUGCAGCGGACCGUGGCUACCUCUCUGUCGUCUUGGGAACCACGGCCUACUCGCCGGCUGCUCACCAGCUAUACCAGACUCUGGGGUUCCGAUGCGUCGGCGUCACCAAGGGAUACGCCACGCCUGGCGUGAGCCGGUCGGUACCGGAGCAGCUCUUCUACUGGGUCAGUCAUCACCACUACCGGAAGGACAUGACCGUUCACAAUACUAACACUCACAGCCAGCAGUGAACACAGAACAGGGAUGGAGCACAGCACAGAACAGGGACGGAGCACAGCACAGAACAGGGACGGAGCACGGAACAGGGACGGAGCACGGAACAGGGACGGAGCACAGAACAGGGAUGGAGCACAGAACAGGGAUGGAGCACAGAACAGGGAUGGAGCACAGCACGGAACAGGGAUGGAGCACAGCACGGAACAGGGAUGGAGCACAGCACGGAACAGGGAUGGAGCACAGCACGGAACAGGGAUGGAGCACAGCACGAAACAGGGAUGGAGCACAGCACGGAACAGGAAUGGAGCACAACACACGAGUGCACAUGCCGGCAAACACACACAUGAAUGCACACCACACACGCAAGCACACACUCUAACCCAACCCCCUGAGACCCUGAACUCAGAGCACCUUGUUUCACCAUUUAGGGAAUGGAAGAAAAUCACCAGAACGUAAUGUAUGUAAUCGCUAGGUUAAAGGUAAAGAAUUGUUCGCAAACGUACCUGUUUCCCUUGUGAUUUGAAGAGGGUUCUGUUCAUUUCCUGUUCAGAGAAUUGGUGGGGAAAUUGGGUGCGUUCGAGCGCAUGGUUUAUUCAGGGUAACGCCCUAGUAGCUUAUUCCCGGGGGACAUGUUUAUAUCCCAGGUUAUUGAUGCUUAAAGCAUAGCAGCGUCUCCAAUCGCAAUGUGUGCCUGUAUUAUUACAUAUGUUUAUCUGAACAUGUCUGUGGGGUAUAUCAUGUGCUUUGAAUGUUAAUUGAGCAGAUGUAGAAGGCUUGGGUAUUGCUAUGAGAAGCCUGUACUCUUUGUUUGAGGAACAGGACGGGGAACAGGUCGGCAUGCUGCUCAGGUUUGUUUGAAUGUUAAUUGUGCAGAUGUAGAAGGCUUGGGUAUUGCUAUAAGAAGCUCUUUGUUUGAGGAACAGGACGGGGAACAGGUCGGCAUGCUGCUCAGGUUUGUUUGAAAUGCUCUAUGUGAUCAUUCUUGUAAAUACUUGCACAUUUUGCCGGCUAUUAUCUUCACUUGCAAAUCAAAAUACUCACACUGGACAAGAGAAAUCCAUCGACUUCGUCAGUCUCCUCACUGUUAAAAUCCUACGGUCACCUCAAGUGGUAUUCAAACUUUUUCAGUUUUGAAUUUUCCCUGCCAGAAUUUCUGGGGACUUUUUCCUUAAUAAUUUCUCGCGACCACAACACCCCAAAUCUAAUGAUACAACCUUCAAAUCUGUACAUUUCAAUGUUUACAUCAACCAAUAACCUUCAAUUCAUUACAUUUUCAAAAUCAAAAUAAACCAAUAAAUAUAUUUACUCAAAUGUGUAUUUUUUUCCCCAAUUAACUUUCUUAAUGGGUCUAUUGUUUUAAUUUUUUACUCUGUUGUUCCAAAAAUCAAAAAAAAAAAAAAAAAAACAAUACCACUGAAUAGUGUUCCAAACAAAACCAAUGUUUCUGUAUGAGUUGAACUAGGU
Messenger RNA from Oncorhynchus mykiss (rainbow trout), 2313 nucleotides. RefSeq names its product N-acetylaspartate synthetase. The record is from RefSeq and is a predicted model, not a curated record. Lineage: Eukaryota; Metazoa; Chordata; Actinopteri; Salmoniformes; Salmonidae. Gene Ontology annotation, molecular function: L-aspartate N-acetyltransferase activity. Gene Ontology annotation, cellular component: mitochondrial membrane.